UUUUCUUAUAUUUGUUUCAGACAUUUUUUCAGGGCCUGGCCUUGAUGACGUCAUUGAGAUAAGACUACUGGGUGCAAUAUAUGUUUGAUGUUUACCGACUUCAGUUCAGUUUAAUACUGUCAACCAAACCUUAGGGUUCUCACACAAUAUGCAGUACAGUACACAACAUACACUACAGUACAUGCUUAGUACACUCAUGCAAAGAAAGUUAAACUUUAAGUACAAAAAGAAGUUGUACAUGGUGAUUGUAGUGUUUAUGUACAUAUCAGAAGUGUACUGUGAGUACACAGGACUAGAUACUAGAUCAUGUACUGGGAGGGAGCAGAAACGUAUUUUGAAUAAUAUGCCAGCUUGUCAAGUACGUGACACGGUUGUUGAUCUGAGACCAAUAUUUAGUAAUAGAAGUAAUGUAGUAGAGGUUAUUCCCUCCCAUGCUGUAGUAGGAAGGUGUGGUGGGGGGUGUAACCUCCCUCACCAUACCUGCCAGCCUCGCACCUCAGUUUUAACCAAGAUGGAGGUAAUGUUAGUCCUUGACGUCUGGCCUCAGGGAGAACACGAGGUGGUCUGUAGUCAGGCCUGGGUUCAGGAGGAUCAGGAUUGUACAUGUGAUUGCAGAAUCCGGGCUGAACACUGUUUACCAGAUGUACAACAGUACAACGCACAAGCUUGCAGAUGUGUUUGUACAAAUGUCGAGGAACGAACUGCUUGUUUGGAACGAGAUAUGAUCUGGGAUCCAUAUUCUUGUUCCUGUUCCUGUCCUAGGCAUACAUUACAGCACUGUUCUACAGGCUAUGUUUUUGAUCUGUCCAAGUCAUGUCGCUGCAUCCAAAUUUCCUUGAUUGCGUCUGAGGGAAUGUUGGCAGCUAUCAUUGUUAUUAUUUCUAUCAUUGUAUUAACUGUUCUCACAGGAAUUUUGAUGUACCGUACUCAAACUGGUGUAUUCCGACGGGAGCGGAAGAUUGGUGGGAUGGAAACUGAUUCUACGCAAAAUGCGCGUACGCGUCUGAUGACGCAACAAUCUAGAUCUGAAUUUGACUUAUUUGUCGGAAACUCUAAGCGGACUCUGAAGGAGUUUGAUGAAACCAAGUUGGCGGGUAUUCUGGAAGAAAAAUAGAAUAUAUUUAAACUCAAACUCAAGAACAGGAGAAGUUUAUGAUAAUUAGUUCGACUGGAAAAUCUGUAAGCUACAGGGUGUCCCACGAAACAUUGGCAGUUGGCGAAUAGUUUAAAAUGUCUUCUUCCAUAAUAUUUCAAGUUGUUUGUUACCAUAGAGAAUAAUAAUAAAUAUUUUAUGGCAUCCAUAUUA
Molecule: messenger RNA, 1306 nt
Organism: Eurytemora carolleeae
Lineage: Eukaryota; Metazoa; Arthropoda; Copepoda; Calanoida; Temoridae
Exons: 8
Coding region: 149-1114 (321 amino acids)
Cellular component (GO): membrane
Molecular function (GO): growth factor activity
Source: RefSeq, a predicted model, not a curated record